This is a messenger RNA of Triticum aestivum (bread wheat), 593 nucleotides long. RefSeq lists its product as uncharacterized. The transcript has 4 exons. The coding region runs from base 270 to 593 and encodes 107 amino acids. The record is from RefSeq and is a predicted model, not a curated record. NCBI's taxonomy places the organism in Eukaryota, Viridiplantae, Streptophyta, Magnoliopsida, Poales, Poaceae.
UGGAGAACAAGUAUAUCCAGCUUGAGCUUGACCAAAAGCUUGUCCAAGAGAACUUCACGAAGGUGAAGGAGGAGGCAAAAGAAAAACUGAGGGAUGCUCUGAAGAAGAAGGAUCUUGACCUUGCCGAGGCGCAGAAAACGGCCGCAGACAAGACUAGGCUUGCAGAAGAGAAGUUGGCUUCCAUCAACAAACUUGAAGAAGAAAAUACUAAUCUGAAAGCUGCUCUUGACGUGGCCAACCAAGAAGUCACUCGACUGAAGAAUGCCAAUAUGGUCCUGGACGACAAAGCUGGUGAACUGGCAGGAAAAAAGAAUGACUUGGAGCUUUAUCUGGGAGGACUCGCCAAAAAGAUGUUCCUCAUGCUCGAAGAAUUCUGCCAAAACUUUGAAGAGGAGACUAGUCGAGUGGAAACUGGUUUGGAUCCCAUCAAUUCUCCGGUGAAGGACGAAACUGCUAUGAACGUGCUCCGCCUCGAGUCCCGCAUUGCUGCAGUGGUCGAUUACCUUGCAAGACUGAAGGCCGCUGUAUCGUGCAUCGACACAUCGCUCCGGCCAGAAGAAACACUUCAGAACGACCUUGAGCUUGAUGCCUGA